AUGGGAUCCGGCAGGUUUGUGCUGCACUACGGCCUUGCUUGUAUGUUUCUUGUCCUCCAUCCCGCCUAUGGAGACUUCAGCUACUCUAUUCCCGAGGAGUUGAAACGUGGAUCUGUAAUUGGAAAUAUCGCUAAAGACCUGGGACUUGAUUUGGGGAGACUGUCUUCUCGCAAGGCUCGUAUCGAUACGGAGGAUGACAACGUUAAGUAUUGCGGAGUCAAUCUCAAUACCGGAGACUUGAUUGUUCAAGAAAGGAUCGACAGAGAAGGGCUUUGUGGGAAAAAGGCAUCAUGUGUUUUAAAACAAGAACUUGUAUUAGAAAAUCCAUUAGAGCUGCACCGUAUUAACAUCCGCGUUCAAGAUAUCAAUGAUAAUUCACCGCAGUUUAAAGAGGAUUCAUUUAAGAUUGAAAUCCACGAAAUGGCAGACAAGGGUGCACGUUUUCUUCUCGGAGAGGCACACGAUGGAGACAUCGGAGAAAAUUCUGUUCAAGGAUUCUCACUUCAGCAGAAUGAUCACUUUAAACUAAAUGUGAACACGAAAUCUGGUGGACGAAAGUACUGCGAAUUAGUCUUAGACAAAGAAUUAGACAGAGAAGAUAAAAAAGAGAUGAAGCUCUUGCUUACCGCAUUUGACGGUGGCUCUCCUCAGAGAUCAGGCACUGUAGUCAUUCACGUCACUGUGCUGGAUGCUAAUGAUAAUGUACCAGUGUUUAGCCAGUCCGUCUAUAAAGCCAGUCUGCCUGAAAACUCUCUUCUCGAUACUGUUGUACUCACAGUGAGUGCUACUGAUGCAGACGAGGGAGUGAAUAGUGAAAUUACCUAUGAAUUUGAUCAUGUCUCAGGUAAAGAUAGUAAUGUAUUUUUGUUACAUUCCAAAACGGGGGAGGUAAGAGUCGCUGGAGCUAUUGAUUAUGAAAAAGUGUCAUCUUAUGAAAUGCAGAUAAGCGCAAAAGAUGGUCUGGGAUUAGUUUCAUAUGCAACAUUAGUUAUUGAUAUUACUGAUGUGAAUGACAAUGCACCAGUUAUUUACCUGAAGUCCUUGACUAACCCCAUACCUGAGAAUGUGUCACCUGGUACAGAGGUGGGCAUCAUUAACGUGCAGGACAGAGACUCUGAGAAUAACAGACAGGUCCGCUGCUCCAUUCAACAAGGCGCCCCUUUUAUUUUAGUCCCUUCUAUUAAAAACUAUUAUUCUCUGGUGACUACAGGACAACUGGACCGUGAACUAGUGUCUGAUUACAACAUUACAAUCACUGCCACUGACGAGGGCUCUCCACCUCUGUCCUCCUCUAAAACUGCUCAGUUAUCUGUAGCAGACAUCAACGACAACCCACCUGUGUUUGAGGAACAGUCGUACAGUGCAUAUGUGACUGAAAAUAAUAAACCUGGCUCCACUUUAUGUUCAGUUACUGCUCGAGACCCCGACUGGAGACAAAACGGUACAGUGAAUUAUUCUCUGUUAGCUGGUGAGGUGAACGGAGCCCCGGUGUCUUCCUAUGUAUCUGUUAAUGGAGACACGGGGGUGAUCCACGCUGUGAGGUCGUUUGAUUUUGAACAGUUCAGGAGUUUUAAAGUCCACGUGGUGGCCAGAGACAACGGUUCUCCUCCGCUGAGCAGCAACGUGACCGUCAGUGUGUUCAUAUCGGAUGUGAAUGACAACUCCCCUCAUAUACUGUACCCCGCCGCUGAGGGCAACUCCUUCAUGACCGAGCUGCUCCCCAAAACUGCACACGGAGGAUCUCUGGUGUCCAAAGUGAUAGCGGUGGACGCGGACUCCGGACAGAACGCCUGGCUGUCCUAUCAUAUAGUGAAAUCCACUGAUCCGGGACUUUUCAGUAUUGGUGUCCACAGUGGAGAGAUCAGGACACAGCGGGACGUUUCUGAAUCUGACAGCAUGAAACAGAAUCUUAUUGUGUCAGUGAAAGAUAACGGACAGCCCUCUCUCUCUGCCACCUGUUCCAUGUAUUUACUUAUUUCUGAUAACUUGGCUGAGGUCCCAGAACUGAAGGAUAUUUCUUACGAUGAGAAGAAUUCCAAACUGACCUCUUAUCUGAUCAUAGCGCUGGUGUCUGUGUCCACGUUUUUUCUGACCUUCAUCAUCAUCCUCCUGGGUGUGAAGUUUUGUCGUAGGAGAAAGCCCAGACUGUUGUUUGAUGGUGCAGUUGCCAUCCCCAGCGCUUAUCUCCCUCCUAAUUACGCAGACGUUGACCCCACAGGAACUUUACGCAGCACUUAUAAUUAUGACGCCUACUUGACAACAGGUUCUAGAACCAGUGACUUUAAGUUCGUUUCAUCUUACAAUGACAACACUCUGCCUGCUGACCAGACUCUGAGGAAAAGUCCAUCAGACUUUGCAGAUGUGUUUGGAGAUUGUGAUCGCUCUCCUGAGGUACGCACUCAUUUGAUUUCAGUCAAUUCGUGUUUCGAGCCCUUGUUCAGUCUCGCAGUAACAAUGGGAUACAGCAGGGCUGGGCUGCACUAUGGCCUUGCGUGUAUGUUUCUUUUCCUCCACCCCGUAUAUGGAGACGUCAGCUACUCUGUUCCCGAGGAGAUGAAACGUGGAUCUGUAAUUGGAAAUAUCGCUAAAGAUCUGGGAAUUGAUUUGGGCAGACUCUCUUCUCGCAAGGCUCGCAUCGAUACGGAGGAUAACAACGUAUAUUGCGGAGUUAAUCUCAGUACCGGAGACUUGAUUGCACAAGAAAGGAUCGACAGAGAAGGGCUUUGUGGGAAAAAGGCAUCGUGUGUCUUAAAACAAGAACUUGUACUAGAAAAUCCAUUAGAACUGCACCGUAUUAACAUCCAUGUUCAAGAUAUCAAUGAUAAUUCACCGCAGUUUAAAGAAGAUUCACUAAAGAUUGAAAUUCGUGAAUCUGCGGUCAAGGGUGCACGUUUUCUUCUUGGUGAGGCACACGAUGGAGACAUCGGAGAAAAUUCUGUUCAAGGAUACUCACUUCAGCAGAAUGAUAAUUUUAAAUUAAAUGUUAACACUAAAUCUGGUGGACGAAAGUACUGCGAAUUAGUCUUAGACAAAGAAUUAGACAGAGAAGAUAAAAAAGAGAUGAUGCUCUUGCUUACCGCAUUUGAUGGUGGCUCUCCUCAGAGAUCAGGCACUGUAGUCAUUCACGUCACUGUAUUGGAUGCUAAUGAUAAUGUACCAGUGUUUAGCCAGUCCGUCUAUAAAGCCAGUCUGCCUGAAAACUCUCUUCUCGAUACUGUUGUACUCACAGUGAGUGCUACUGAUGCAGACGAGGGAGUGAAUAGUGAAAUUACCUAUGAAUUUGAUCAUGUCUCAGGUGAAGAUAGUAAUGUAUUUUCGUUACAUUCCAAAACGGGGGAGGUAAGAGUCGCUGCAGCUAUUGAUUAUGAAAAAGAGUCAUCUUAUGAAAUGCAGAUAAGCGCAAAAGAUGGUCUGGGAUUAGUUUCAUAUGCAACAUUAGUUAUUGAAGUCACUGAUGUGAAUGACAACGCACCAGUUAUUUACCUGAAAUCAUUGACUAAUCCCAUACCUGAAAAUGUGUCACCUGGUACAGAGGUGGGCAUCAUUAAUGUGCAGGACAGAGACUCUGAGAAUAACAGACAGGUCCGCUGCUCCAUUCAGCAAGGCGCCCCUUUUAAAUUAGUCCCCUCAAUUAAAAACUACUAUUCUCUGGUGACUACAGGACAACUGGACCGUGAACUAGUGUCUGAUUACAACAUUACAGUCACUGCCACUGACGAGGGCUCUCCACCUCUGUCUUCCUCUAAAACUGUUCAGUUAUCUGUAGCAGACAUCAACGACAACCCACCUGUGUUUGAGGAGCAGUCGUACAGCGCAUAUGUGACUGAAAAUAACAAACCUGGCUCCACUUUAUGUUCCGUUGUUGCUCGAGACCCCGACUGGAGACAAAACGGUACAGUGAUUUAUUCUCUGUUAGCUUGUGAAGUGAACGAAGCCCCAGUAUCCUCCUAUGUAUCUGUUAACGGAGACACGGGGGUGAUCCACGCUGUGAGGUCGUUUGAUUAUGAACAGUUCAGGAGUUUUAAAGUCCACGUGGUGGCCAGAGACAACGGUUCUCCUCCGCUGAGUAGCAACGUGACCGUCAAUGUGUUCAUAUCGGAUAUGAAUGACAACUCUCCUCAGAUACUGUACCCCGCCCUCGAGGGCAACUCCUACAUGACCGAGCUGGUCCCCAAAGCUGCACACGGAGGCUCUCUGGUGUCCAAAGUGAUAGCGGUGGACGCGGACUCCGGACAGAACGCCUGGCUGUCCUAUCAUAUAGUAAAAUCGACUGAUCCGGGACUUUUCAGUAUUGGUGUCCACAGCGGAGAGGUCAGGACACAGCGGGACAUUUCUGAAUCUGACAGCAUGAAACAGAACCUUAUUGUGGCAGUGAAAGAUAACGGACAGCCCUCUCUCUCUGCCACCUGUUCCAUUUAUUUACUUAUUUCUGAUAACUUAGCUGAGGUCCCAGAACUGAAGGAUAUUUCUUACGAUGAGAAUAAUUCCAAACUGACCUCUUAUCUGAUCAUCGCGUUGGUGUCUGUGUCCACCUUUUUUCUUACCUUCAUCAUCAUCAUCCUGGGUGUGAGGUUUUGUCGCAGGAGAAAGCCCAGGCUGUUGUUUGAUGGAGCAGUUGCCAUCCCCAGCGCUUAUCUCCCUCCUAAUUACGCAGAUGUUGACCCCACAGGAACUUUACGCAGCACUUAUAAUUAUGACGCCUACUUGACAACAGGUUCUAGAACCAGUGACUUUAAGUUCGUUUCACCUUACAAUGACAACACUCUGCCUGCUGACCAGACUCUGAGGAAAAGUCCAUCAGACUUUGCUGAAGUGUUUGGAGAUUGUGAUCGCUCUCCUGAGGUACGCACACAUUUCAUUUCAGUCAACUUGAACUUUGCGUCCUGCAAAAGUAAUUUUGGUGUUCUUUUUUGA
Scomber scombrus (Atlantic mackerel) is the source of this 4914-nucleotide messenger RNA. Its product is annotated as protocadherin-23-like. Gene Ontology annotation, cellular component: plasma membrane. The coding region runs from base 1 to 4914 and encodes 1637 amino acids. Lineage: Eukaryota; Metazoa; Chordata; Actinopteri; Scombriformes; Scombridae. Gene Ontology annotation, molecular function: calcium ion binding. The record is from RefSeq and is a predicted model, not a curated record. The transcript is spliced from 2 exons. Gene Ontology annotation, biological process: homophilic cell-cell adhesion.